UUGUCCUGUGUUGAUGUGUCGCAGAUUUUAAUAGAAAAGUGAGGGAGGCAGGUAGCCUAGCUGGAGUUUGGAGUGAGAGGAGCGCAGAGGCUCAGCGCUCACAGCAAGUGUUCACACGGACAUCCAGCAGCUGCAGGGACACUUUGAGAUCAUUUUGUCCUCUCUGUUCUUUUUAUUUUAAACAAUUUUUAUUUCGACAACAACAGCGAGAGCCAGUUUGCGUCUUGUUUUGGAGCGUGUGUAUCAGCGCGCGGAGAUGGAGCUGUCAUCUAUCGGAGACCAAGUGUUUGCUGUUGAGUCAAUAACAAAGAAGAGAGUGAGGAAGGGUAACGUGGAGUAUCUGCUCAAAUGGCAAGGAUGGUCCCCGAAGUACAGUACUUGGGAACCAGAGGACAAUAUUUUGGACCCGCGCCUGGUCCUGGCCUACGAAGAGAAUCAGGAGAAGAUCAGAGCUCUGGCCUAUCGGAGGAAAGGUCUCAGACCCAGGAGGCUCGUCCUGCGGAACAUCUUUGCCAUGGACCUCCGCAGUGCCCACAAGGUCUCGGAGAAGCCCGCGCCUCGACUGCGUCUCUCCCUCACCCGCUCCAUGAGCACAGAUGUGGACCAGGGCGAGCGGGCCAGCCUGUACCGUCGCUUAGCCAGGAGAAAGAGAAAGCAGAGGGUGUCCAAACGGGGGCCAGAGGGACCCCCGAACAAAACCAUCCGUCCACUGAGGAAGAGGGAGGAGCCUGUUGAGGAGGACUGGGGCGGCACCAGCGAAGAAGAGAAGCACGGGUCUGAAUGCACCACAGAGGAGAGACGCGAAGACAGUUUAUAUGGUCAGUCAGAUUGCAGCUCCCCGCCCAUGCUGGAGCGACAGGACUUAGAGAUGCCAGUAGCAGGUAUAGAAACAUGGCUUGACGGACCAGGUGGCGAGAUACCUGAAGAGAAACAGAACCAAACCUUUGUGUGCGACCAAUCAAAAGACAGUGCCUCGGUGGCUGAGGCCGGACCAGAAGAUGCGGUUUCCAUGGGCAACAGGUCAGAUUGGGAUGGAGGUGAGAAGAGCGUGGAGCCGGAGUGUCCCACAUUAGAGCCCAUCAACAACAAAACCUCGGUGAUAGUGAGCGUUCAGGGGAGCAACGAGACGGCAGCUGACUGCUCCACCACUGAGGCAGGCAAGGAGGAAGAGGUGAGUGGCGACAAUCAGAGCGUUACCACGACGACAUCGGGCUGUCAGCCUGCUUUCGCCGCGGCAGGACAUCCUGGGAAGGUGAUUUUUACAAAAGUGACUAUCAACUCUCUGACAGUGACUUUUAAGGAAGCGACAGUGGCUGAAGGCUUCUUUAAGGGCUACUGAAUGACCAGACAGAGAGAUGGGGAGAGAUUUAAAUAACCUUAAUUAGACUUGCCACUCAUUUUGUAUAUGUAAAUAGUUGUUUAUGUUAUGUAACUCCACAUGUUUACAAAGCUACACUCAUUUCCUACUGAGUUCAAUGAAGACAUUGUUGCCUUUAAAUAAAUAAAUGAGUGGUAAUUUUAUGAUUGUGGCUCAUUUAUUAGGUGUGAUAGGAAGCCUGAGGCCCCAAAAAUGUCCUUGAAGCAUCCUCUGCAAUCCAGAGUACUAAGUGGAUCUCUGGCAGGUUUCGUUGCCGGGGGUCACUGGGUUUACAGAGAAUGGGAGACAGAUGCUGAGACAGCAAACCUAACAGUACAUAUACGACUUCCAUGCAGCUAAUUUUUUCCAAUUAUCCUCAGUGCUUUCCAGCCAGACAUCGGUCACACACUCAGAUCUGUUCUCCGGGCCUGUUUGAGUCGCUCCUCUUUCUUACAAAUACUGUUUUGUAAAUUGCUCUUUUUCAGUAUUUGCACAGAGAUAACUGCAUGCCCUGUCAGUCUGUGCCACACAUGCACAAAGCCCUGUCCUGUGGUUUGUUGAAGAGGUUUAUUUCUGUCACAAAAGAGAAAAGAAAAACACACACAAAAAAAAAACAAAGAGAAAGAAUUAACGCCUGC
Messenger RNA from Epinephelus fuscoguttatus (brown-marbled grouper), 1995 nucleotides. It is a transcript of the gene cbx7a, whose product is annotated as chromobox homolog 7a. Gene Ontology annotation, biological process: negative regulation of transcription by RNA polymerase II. The record is from RefSeq and is a predicted model, not a curated record. The transcript has 6 exons. Bases 257 to 1339 code for a protein of 360 amino acids. Gene Ontology annotation, cellular component: PRC1 complex. NCBI's taxonomy places the organism in Eukaryota, Metazoa, Chordata, Actinopteri, Perciformes, Serranidae.